UUCUAAACUUUUUUUGAUCAUUUAUUAAUCAAUAUAAUUUCCUACUUAGAAUUUGACAAUGAGGAAGCGACAAGUAGUGAUAAAAAGAUCAAUAGGUAAAGAAAUGAGGAAUACAACAACAAAUUCAGGGCAUAUACAUAGAAAUGUAAGGUAUAUGGAGUGCCAAAAGAACCAUGCAGCUAACCUUGGUGGGUAUGCCUUAGAUGGAUGCCGAGAGUUCAUGGCAAGCGGGGACGACGCCACCAAUCUCGCCCUCGUUUGUGCCGCUUGUGGUUGCCACCGGAACUUCCAUCGUCGAGAAGUCGAGACUGAGGUUGCUACGGAGUGUUCUUCUUCGUGAUCCACUAAAACUAUUGUUUAUUAAUUUCCCUUAGCUUCAUUUUAUGGAUUAUUUGUGAGAAGUGUACGUGUGUGCAUGAAAUUAUUUAAUAUGUAUGUCAUUGUCAUGUUUAAGUUAUAUAACC
Molecule: messenger RNA, 464 nt
Organism: Amaranthus tricolor (Joseph's coat)
Lineage: Eukaryota; Viridiplantae; Streptophyta; Magnoliopsida; Caryophyllales; Amaranthaceae
Product: mini zinc finger protein 3-like
Exons: 1
Coding region: 59-340 (93 amino acids)
Biological process (GO): regulation of DNA-templated transcription; regulation of developmental process
Cellular component (GO): nucleus
Molecular function (GO): transcription cis-regulatory region binding; DNA-binding transcription factor activity
Source: RefSeq, a predicted model, not a curated record